Messenger RNA from Sarcophilus harrisii (Tasmanian devil), 2821 nucleotides. RefSeq names its product family with sequence similarity 241 member A (gene FAM241A). The transcript is spliced from 2 exons. NCBI's taxonomy places the organism in Eukaryota, Metazoa, Chordata, Mammalia, Dasyuromorphia, Dasyuridae. Gene Ontology annotation, cellular component: intracellular membrane-bounded organelle. The record is from RefSeq and is a predicted model, not a curated record. Bases 205 to 789 code for a protein of 194 amino acids.
GUGAGUGCCUGAAGGAGCGCGGGACAGAGCCUCUCACUUCUGUCCCUGGGGGCCGGCCAGCCAGGGCGGGGCUGGGCGGAGCGUCUAUUCCGUAAGGCUCUCCUCCACCCCCCGCCCCGAGCCGAGCCGCCGGCGCCCUCCGGCUCAACGACUUGUCAACAGUCGCGGGGGUCCGGGAAGGAAGCUUAGGAAGCGGGCGAGGCCAUGCGUGCGUCCCGGAUCCCUUCCCAACUGGACUGCCAGACUUGGCUCCAGGGAGGGGGCGGGAUGUGCUCCGCAGAGGAGCUGCUACGCGGCGCGGGCGGGGACGGGGAGCUGAACGAGGACGGGGACGGAGCCGACUCUGGGCUGGAGGGGCCGGAGCCGGAGCCGGGGCCGGGGCCAACGCCCGGGAAGACGACGGAGCAGGAGGGCGGCAGCCAGAGCCUGCUUGCCUGCCUUCCAGAGCAGCAGCAGCAGCAGCAGCAGGCUUGGCAGCGCGGGCGGCCGCGACAGCCACAGCAGCGUGGUCUUGGAAGAGGCGGCCAGGAGCAGCCGGAGCAGGACAUAGAAGAAUCACAAAAUCAUAGUGUGGAACCUGUUAUAGAUGACUGCAAAAAGAUGGGAACUCUUUUUGGUGAACUAAACAAAAGCCUAAUCAGCAUGGGCUUCACAAGGAUGUAUUUCGGGGAACGGAUUGUGGAACCAGUAAUAGUCAUUUUUUUUUGGUUUAUGCUCUGGUUUCUUGGCCUACAAGCCCUCGGACUAGUUGCUGUUCUUUGCAUUGUCAUUAUUUAUGUACAAGAGUAAAACAUAGCUAACCCAUGGCUUGGUUUGGCAUGGCAUAUGGAAGCCAUGUUAUAUGUUGAUGAAUAUUUAAGAAAAUGAGAGCUACAGAAAUCUGCUUUGUUACAAAUUAUGUCAGCCAUUUUCUAACUAAAUUUAUAAAUGAAUGUUCUUUGAAAAUAGAAAAUAAAGUCAGCUUUUCAUUAUUUAGGGGUUAAUUUUCAAGUAAUCCAAACCCUUUGUUUCUCACUAAUGACUAACACUAUUACCCAAAACUGCAACAAAGGUUAUCACAUUUAAAGCUAUCAGUUUUAUUCCUUCUAAAUCAUUUAGGGAGAAAAAAGCUAAAGAGCUAUUUUACUUGAAGAUCAUUUCCCAGAUAUUCCCAUUUUCAUUUGGCAAUUGUUGGAUUUCAGUUAUCUUUGCCAUUCCUAUUCCCAUGUAUAAAUGAGAGUUGGUUUUAUUGACUUAUCUUUCUCUUAUGAUAGAAAUUAAUCAUUCUAGCUCAUUUUCCAAAUGUCAAAAAGAGAGAAAGAGAUGACAGAGAUAAAAACAGAGACAGAGACAUAUACUAUUAAUAGAGAAACUGCCCAAGUGGAAUGAAACUUCAUUAGGUCCAGAAACCACUUCAGUAUGUCAUUGAAAGUUUUAGGAAUUUUGGUGCUGGUGAAUUCUUUGAUAAUCCACGAGCCACAAGAGUCUGGUAGUAGAUACUCAGGUGGCUACAUACCUAUCCUGUGACAUGCCUAAUACCACAUGCCUAAAGUGGUAUUUUUUUUCUAUCCAACAAGCUUGAUUUUUUUUUAAAUUUUCCAUGGGGCACUUUCAUUGUAUUUUUCACAACUUUUACAGUUUUAUAAUUCUUUUUUUAACUGCUUACUUUAAGAUACAAAUCAAAAUCUGUUUCUUAGAUGAACAGUGGAGUAUUUUUUUCCCUAACUUGUUACAAAAAAAAAGACUAAAGUUGUGUGUGUGUAUAUGUGUAUGUGUGUGUGUGUGUGUGUAAUAGAUGUAUAAUAUUAAAGAAACAGUUAAAUUUGGAGUUUAAUCAUCAAUCUUAUACAUGCAACAAGAUCAAAUCUGUAAAUCCUCUAAUUGGGGAAACAAAAGUAAUGGAAAAUAUAAGAGCACAUAAUGCUAAAUCAGACUAUCUUAGCCAUAGGGUGUUAAAAAAAAUACAAUGUAUUUGUUUAAAUAUUUACUUUUUUAAAUUUAUGACUUUUUUAUUUUUACAAGAGGUCUUUGUACUCUAUUGUGUGCUUACAUUGAGUUUGCAAAUAUUUUUAUACUAACAGGUAUACCCUUCUACAUUACUAGAAGUAUAAACCAUAUAAAAAAAUAUUUUCACUUAUACACAAGUACAGUUUAAAAAACAACAGAGAAUAUGAGAACUUGUAAAAUAUUAAUAGCUACAUUCUUUUGAAAUACUGCUGAGAGUUUGAAUUUUUGAAAUGUAACAGCUUAAAUCUUAAAAAUAGCUCUGGUCCCACCAGUGCCUAAUGGUGAAUCUAUUUUUCAGUCAUUUUUGUUAUAAAUUAUUUAAUAUCCUAUCAGCACUAUACAUUGCCCUGUUAUACUGAUGAGAUAUGUGUGCGUAUCCAAUUAUGAAAAGUAAGCAGGCAUUUUGCUAUCUCCUUUACCACUUACCAUAGCAUACCAUCAAGUAUUCUCAAAGAGGGAGGGGGGGAGGAGUAGCUAGUAGCUUAUUUAAUGUAGAUAAUAAUAUGUUGCCCCUAGAAAGUGUUGGAAUGCAGAUUAUAUGCAUUUCCCUAGAUAAAAAAAAUCCUAUAACCUUGUUUGGUUGUGAAAUAAAUUGGUUAGAUAAAAAUGGUUAUUGAAUCACAUACUCAGAAAUGUAACUAAUACAAAGAACUGGUGUUAUAUGUGAAUAAGAUGUAUAAUAAUCACCAUAUAAUUUACCCAUAUUAUUAGUCCUCAGUUUUUAAAAGGAGGUUUUAGGAAAUAAGAUAUAUAUCUCAUAUCAAAUGUAGUCCAACUGACUGACCUGGAUGAAUAAAUCUGUCUUCUUUUCAAUAAAAUAUCAGGCAUAACUGGG